This is a messenger RNA of Leishmania braziliensis MHOM/BR/75/M2904, 834 nucleotides long. Its product is annotated as golgi SNARE protein-like protein. Gene Ontology annotation, biological process: endoplasmic reticulum to Golgi vesicle-mediated transport; vesicle fusion. Bases 1 to 834 code for a protein of 277 amino acids. The transcript has a single exon. Lineage: Eukaryota; Euglenozoa; Kinetoplastea; Trypanosomatida; Trypanosomatidae. Gene Ontology annotation, molecular function: SNAP receptor activity. Gene Ontology annotation, cellular component: SNARE complex; Golgi medial cisterna; cis-Golgi network. The record is from RefSeq and is a predicted model, not a curated record.
AUGGACCCAGAGGCGAGACAAGCAGCCACAUGGGAGCGGCUGCGCAACGAGGCGCGGCAGACAGACCAACUCAUUGAUCAGCAGCUUCGCAAACUGGAGGUGGUGGCACUUUUCGACGACGAGAAGAUCAUUGGCAGCGCAGCCGCCUCGCCUUUCACGAAUAAUGACCCCGACACUUCAUGCUCGGCGACCCCAGCUGUGCCGGUACUUAGUUCUAGCGCUCUGCACAGUGGCGGCUUCAGCCCACCCCCAGCGUCCACGAUGUUGUUCGAAGAUGUGGAGUCCCAGUACCGUGGCGCCGAACGCGACAUCGACGAGUCUCUCCGUCGGUUAGAGCAAACCGUGCUGAGCAUGGAGGACGCGUGCAGAGAACUGGGCCCUACCUCGACAGCCGCGCGACAUACCGAGCGCUUCCGGGGGGUGUUAGCUGAGAAGCAGCAGACGCGUCGUCGUCUUACGGCAGAGUUCCGACAGAGAAAGGAUCGCUAUGAGCUGGCUGCAUCGUGGCGGGCGGGCGAUACGCGACGGCGCAUUGCCCCUGGCGACGAUGCAGCCAGCGGCGGGGUGCGCAUCCUCAUUGACGAGCAAGCCUCUAUUCAGCACACGCUGAGCCGCGUGAAGGGUUUGCUGGAGCAGGCCGAGGACACGCGAGAUCGACUGCGCACGCAGCGUGAGCGCUUCAACGAAAUCGGUGACAAGCUGCUGCACAUUGCUGAGCGCAUUCCAUUUGUGCAGAACAUUCUCCAUCACAUCGACGUGCGAAAGCGACGUGAGAUGGUGGUGCUGGGUACCGUCAUGUCGUCUCUCAUGUUUGUAUUUGUCUUUUUCCUCUAG